AGAGUCUAGGCUCCGGAACGACUCCAAGAGCAGAGGCUGCAUGACUGAAGUCUGUCCUGUAACUCUUCUCUGAGGACUCUGAUCUGGCCCUUCUCAUCUGUAAAAUGAGCACACAUGUCAUUUUACACUUGUACUGAGACUCUACCCGGCCCUUGAAGAAGAAAAUCUCGUAUUGAUUCUUCAGCCAGCAAAAGCAAGAACCAAGCUUCUCAGAGAAGAUGAGCCGGUCAUUUGACUCGAUGGAGCCAAAAGUGAUGGACGAUGAUAUGCUCAAGGCAGCUGUUGGGGAGCAAGGCCCCCAGGAAGAGGCUGGACAGAUAGCCAAGCAGGAGGGCAUCCUCUUCAAAGAUGUCCUGUCCCUGCAGCUGGACUUCCAGAAUAUCCUCCGCAUAGACAACCUCUGGCAGUUUGAGAACCUGAGGAAGCUGCAGCUGAACAACAACAUCAUAGAACGGAUCGAAGGCCUGGAAAACCUCGUACACCUGGUCUGGCUGGAUUUGUCCUACAACAACAUCGAGACAAUUGAGGGGCUGGAUACCCUGGUCAACCUGGAGGACCUGAGUUUGUCCAACAACCGGAUCUCCAAGAUAGACUCUCUAGAUGCCCUGGUGAAGCUGCAGGUGCUAUCACUGGGCAACAAUCAGAUUAGCAACAUGAUGAAUCUCAUCUACCUGCGCCGGUUCCCGUGCCUGCGGUCACUCAGCCUCUCUGGGAACAGCAUUGCUGAGGCAGAGGAGUAUAAGAUGUUCAUCUAUGCCUAUCUUCCUGACCUUGUGUACCUGGACUUCCGGCGCAUUGAUGAACAGACGAAAGAGAUGGCGAAGUUGAAGCAUCAGUACAGCAUUGACGAGCUGAGGCACCGGGAGGCACAGAUGCAGUUCCAGCUGGAGACCGAGAAGGCCAGGCGGGAGAAGCUGGCGGAGCACAAGAUGGCGUUCAUUGAGAACCUGGAUGGAUCCUUUCUGUUCGACAGCAUGUAUUCCGAGGAUGCGGAGGGCAACAAGCUGUCCUUCCUGCCUGGUGUCGGGGAGCUCCUUGAGGCCUACAAAGACAAAUUUGUCAUCAUCUGCCUGAACAUUUUCGAGUAUGGCCUGAAGCAGCAGGAGAAGCGAAAGAUUGAGUUAGACACUUUCAAUGAGUGCAUACAGGAGGCCAUCCAGGAAAACCAGGAGCAGGGCAAGCUCAAGGUCGCCAAGUUUGAGGAAAAACACCUGCUGAAUUUAAACAGCCUCCGAGAAGAGACUGACCUGAACACCAUCGAGAAGAAGCUGACGGAGUGCAAUGAGUGCAUCACCGAGCUGUUCAACACGCUCAUGACCCUGGAGAUGCAGCUGGUGGAGCAGCUGGAGGAGACCAUAAACUUAUUUGAAAGAAACAUCACUGACUUGGUGGGACUAUUUAUUGAAAACGUCCAAAGUCUAUUGGCUCAGUGCCGGGACCUGGAGAACCAUCACCAUGAGAAGCUCCUGGAGAUCUCCAUCAACACCCUGGAGAAGAUCCUCAAGGGCGAGCUGGAUGAGGACCUGCCUGACGAUGUGCGCGCUCUUUUUGUUGACAAAGACACAAUCGUUAAUGCCGUUGGGGCAUCCCAUGACAUCCACCUCCUGAAGAUUGACAACCGAGAAGAUGACCUGAUUUCUGGAAUCAACUCUUGGUGUUCACAUCUAGUAGACACGAUUCACAAAGAUGAAAUCACGAGGAACCGGAAACGAGUGAAGGAGAUCAACCAAUACAUCGACCACAUGCAGGGCGAGCUGGACAACCUGGAAUGUGGUGACAUCAUAGACUAAGUGUCCCCAGCCCCUGGGAGUUACGGGCCUUCCUUAGUUCACCCCUAUCCCAACACCCUUGUAAUAAUUCUCAAUAUAAAGACAAAUAAAGGUCUGGUUGUCAGUAUUCUCUGAGAGGGAGAGCAUGGCAAUCAUCAGCAUGGCACAUCCUGAGCCUCC
Messenger RNA from Meriones unguiculatus (Mongolian gerbil), 1949 nucleotides. It is a transcript of the gene Drc3, whose product is annotated as dynein regulatory complex subunit 3. Gene Ontology annotation, molecular function: protein binding. The record is from RefSeq and is a predicted model, not a curated record. The coding region runs from base 219 to 1790 and encodes 523 amino acids. The transcript is spliced from 13 exons. Lineage: Eukaryota; Metazoa; Chordata; Mammalia; Rodentia; Muridae.